This is a messenger RNA of Acinonyx jubatus (cheetah), 3750 nucleotides long. It is a transcript of the gene NDUFB10, whose product is annotated as NADH:ubiquinone oxidoreductase subunit B10. Lineage: Eukaryota; Metazoa; Chordata; Mammalia; Carnivora; Felidae. Bases 123 to 653 code for a protein of 176 amino acids. The transcript has 5 exons. The record is from RefSeq and is a predicted model, not a curated record.
GCCGCCUUGCGCCGGCGCAGCCGCCCUAGGGUGUCCUCUGCUGCGGGCGAACUAGGCCGUGGUAACCGGUCAGAGGGCAGGCUCGCUCGUCCGAGAGAAGAGCCCCACCGCACGCCGCCGCGAUGCCGGAUAGCUGGGAUAAGGACGUGUACCCCGAACCCCCGCGCCGCACACCGGCGCCCUCGCCGCAGACCUCGCUGCCCAACCCCAUAACCUAUGUGACGAAGGCCUUCGAUCUCCUCGUGGACCGACCUGUGACCCUAGUGAGAGAGUUUAUAGAGCGGCAGCAUGCGAAGAACAGGCAUUACUACUACCAUCGGGAGUUCCGUCGUGUGCCAGAUAUCACCGAGUGCCGGGAAAAGGAUGUCUUGUGCAUGUUCGAAGCAGAAAUGCAAUGGAGGAGAGACUAUAAAGUUGAUCAAGAAAUCGUCAGUAUUAUCCAGGAAAGGCUGAAGGCGUGUCAGCAGAGGGAAGGCGAGAGCUACAGGGAAAACUGUGCCAAGGAGCUCGAGCAGUUUGCCCAGGUGGCCAAGGCCUACCAGGACCGCUAUCAUGACCUGGGUGCCCAUUAUUCAGCCAGAAAGUGCCUGGCGAAGCAGAAGCAGCGGAUGCUGGCAGAGAGAAAAGCUGCUAAAGAGGCCGCCGCCGCGUGAGGCAGCUCUUUCAGCCCCCAUACGGAGCUAUUGCUAAGAUAAAGAGUAAUAUCAAAUUGGCUUUUGGUCUUUUUCAAUCCUUAUUUGACCUAUUGGUGAAUCUUAAUUCAUUUCGUUGGCUUCACCGCCCUUCAAAUCUACCUGCUACUAAACUUGAAAUAAAAAACACUAUUAACAAGCUUCAAUUCACUUUAUUUUUCUCCUACAAAACUAUGUGGUGGCCACAGCUGGAGCCUGGGUCCUCUGCACAGAGACUCUGGUGUGGGUCUUUACAAGAUGGUCAGUGAAUUCCUGGGAAAAACAGAGACUUAAGUUAUACAGAUGCCGCCCCAUCGUCCACACUUGUCCAGGCUCACGAGGGGGGGUAGGCAGGCAGUACCUGAUAGGGAGACUUGGUGAACACAGUCUCCUUCCAAAGAUCAGGGGUGAGAUAGCUGUAGGUCUUGGAAAUGGCAUCAAAAGUGGCCUUGGCUGCAAAGGGGAAAACAGGAGUGAGCUGGUGGAUUCUUGUGACAAACACCACAGGUACAGACAGACACUGUUGCACUCCUAGGAACAGAGAGGCCACUUGGGGCCAGUCUGCCGUGCAUUAGGAGAGCCUUCCUCUCUCUCUCUCUAAAAAUACGCCAACCACACACCGAGUAUGAUUAAGCGGAGCUGAGAGAAGCCACAGCCCCCCUUGGGACCACCUACCGAAGUUGCCCAGGGUGGCAGUGCAGCCCCUAGCUGAGGUGUAGCAGUCAUCGAUACCAGCCAUCAUCAGUAGCUUCUUAGGUACAGGGGCUGAGACAAUGCCAGUGCCUCUGGGGGCAGGAAUGAGGCGCACCAGCACAGAACCACAGCGGCCUGUCACCUGUGAAGGUGGGAGGAGUCAGCAGAUGGGUGAUCAGGAGUCUGCACCCCUGCAAGCCCCGUGGUUGGCUACCCCCGGCCUACCUUGCAUGGUACAGUGUGGGGCUUCCCAAUCUUGUUCCCCCAGUAGCCUCGCCGCACGGGGACGAUGGAAAGCUUGGCCAGGAUGAUGGCCCCACGGAUGGCGGUGGCUACCUCCUUAGAACACUUAACACCCAGACCAACGUGUCCGUUGUAGUCUCCGAUGGCAACAAAUGCCUAUAAAAAACCUGAUGUGACCCGUGGUCCAUUGCCUGCACAGGCUCGCACAACACCAGCAACUCCCACCAGAACACCCACCAGGACCUGUUGCCCUCCUCAAGGAAAGAGUGGCCACCGCCAGGCCGCUCUGAGGUCCAGAGGAGAUCUUUCCUCUCUCUCUCCAUUACGAAAGCCACACGUGAGGCAGCAAGCGUGGCUGUGCAGAGCCGAGAGAGCCUCACAAAGCGCCUCGGCAGAAACGGCUCGGCUACCUUGAACCUGGUCCGCUGGCCAGCGCGGGUCUGCUUCUGCACAGGCAUAAUCUUCAAGACCUCGUCCUUGAGUGACGCCCCCAAGAAAAAGUCAAUGAUCUCGGACUCCUGAAAAAACGUGACGUGGGCACAAAAGCGGUUAUCACGACACAGAAGCCACCUUUGAGAACCGUCACCCGGACCCCUAGAACCGGUCCCCAAGUUGUCCCGCCACGGACAGAGGUCAUCCCCGGAGCCCACAUUAAACGAGAAGCCCAGAGGCCGCACCCGCCCACCGGCCCGUCCGCGGGAGGGCGCACGCGCUACCUUGAUGGGCAGAGAGAAGAGAUAGAUCUCCUCCAGGGACUUGAUCUUCAUAUCCUUGACCAGGCGGCCCAGCUUGGUGACGGGCAUCCACUAGAAAGAAAAAGCUCAGGUCACUAGGACCGUGCGUCCGGCGCCGCCGCCCUUGGGCCCGUCUCACGCGCGCGGCCCGAACCUACCUCCUUGUCCUCGGCCUUGCCUCCGCGAGCUCCGCGGCCGCGGCCCCGGCCUCGACCCCGGCCGCGGCCCCGACCCCGGAUGCCGCUGCCGAAGCCUCCGCGGAAGCCGCCGCGGCCUCCCAUUCCAGGGCCCCCGGGCCCUCCGGGCCCUCCCGCAGCACCGGCGUCAUCCGCCAUUUGCUGAAAAGAAUGACGAGUAGAAGACAGUCAGCGAAGCCCUGGCAUUCGCGGUCGCACGAGGCGCCCAGAGCACGACUCCCUCCCGGGAGCGCCAACGCGCCAACAACCCAGGGCCCCGCCGGCCGUCCGCGCACUCCCACCACCCCGGCCCGGGUACGGACACCCGCAACAGGAAGACUCACGUGUAUUCCCGGAGAAAAAGAACUAGGCCGCGCGGGAGGGAGCAUUUAUAGCAAGCCAAGUGCCGCGAGAUCGUGGCCGCCCUAGGCGCGACUUUGCCACGGACCAAUCAGACAGGUGGUGACGCGCUCCCAGUGUUCCCCCGCCCGCUUUGUGUGCGCUUGCGCGCCUGCGGCUCAGCGGCGCGAACUCUCUGAGUUGCAGUGGUCUUGCUCCUCCUGUUCGCUGCAGGUCGCCGGCGCCCCGACCCCGAGGCCCAGGACGCCAGGACGGCAGGGAGGCAAGCUCUGCUCUCAGCGCUCAACGAAGCUGGUGGUCUGAGUCGACCGCGUGUGACUGCCCUUGGCCCCCCCAGCCAUCAGCCUGGGAGGUGCAUCUCUGGGACGCAGGGAGCAAGGUGUUUGUGGAGGGAUGAGACUCUGGGGUACCUCCUCUUCGCGACCAGUCCAACUCUGUGUUGGAUGGCGUAGACGGGUACACCGUGGCUCUCGGAGGUUGGCAGGUGACUCGUUAGUCAUUCUGUAAGUGGCAGAACUACAUUGGAGACCCAGGUGUGCUCCUCCACACCCCAUACCUUGUCCAGGAGCAGAUAAAGUAUUUUCGAGCUUGGUGGUGAGUUGGGCUGGGCCAGCAAACCACCAGAAAGUGAGAAUACAGAGAAACAAGGCUAAAAUAUGGGGGGGGGGGGGGGGGGUGAGGAAGGGGGAGCCCUACUGCUUAAUAUCAAUUACAGACCCUAUCAGGGAAAGCUGCGUGGAUCACUCCUGCGACUCAGCCAGUGAGAAACCGCCAUCAUCCUGAACUCUUGCUUUUGUCCGGUGGACGUUGGUUCAAAAAAAAUCUCUCCCAGUUUUUUUUUCCACAAAAUAAAGAUUCCCUUUGUUUGUUGGC